CCGACAGAGGAAUCCGGAGACCAGCGCUCUUGCAGCGGGGUUACCGACCCAGAGAAUCCGGAGACCAGCGCUCUUGCAGCGGGGAGAUUUUGGGGAAACGUCGCGGGGCUCCCCGGUCGGAGCUCCGGGUUGCUCCCAGCUAGAUGUUACAUAAAAGCCUGAAAGAAGACAUAAAUCCUGAAUGAGCUCCGGUAGUUGCAUGCUGCGGGUCCGACCCGGUUCUGACGGAGUACAAAAAGAUGAAACUUUUGGACAGUUUGUCCUCGCGGAGGCGGUUCUUCUGGACCCAUGUGGCGGAUUAUUAUCGCUGUGCCUGCUGGGAAAUAAAUCAGUUAAAGUGAUGAAUAUUUUUUUUAAUUUUUUGUAUUAACUCUACAUUCGUGUCUGUGUGCUCCUGAGAGGUUUUUCAUGUAUUCUGAUUCCGGUUCUGGUCUCUGCGGGUCUCGGAGCUGAUAAGAGAAGACACGCGGAUGUUAAGCGGGGCUCCGCGAGUUGCGCGGCCGCGCAUGGAGCGCUGCGGGCGGCCGCUGCUGCUGCUGCUGCUCGGUCUGCUGCUCCGGUUCUGCUCCGCAGUCAUCGACGACAGGCUCAUCUCCGACCGGUACGCGGUCUACUGGAACAGCUCCAACCCCAGGUUCUCCCGUGGCGAUUACACGGUGGAGGUGGCGAUCAACGACUACCUGGACAUCUACUGCCCGUACUACGAGGGGGCGGAGCCACCCGGGCGACAGGGGGCGGGGCCAGCGGAGCGGCAGGGGGCGGGGCCAGCGGAGCGGCUAGAGAACUACAUCCUGUACAUGGUGAACUACGACGGCUACACCAGCUGUGACCACCGGCGGACCGGCUUCAAGCGCUGGGAGUGCAACCGGCCGCUGGGCGCCAGCGGGCCGCUCAAGUUCUCCGAGAAGUUCCAGCUGUUCACGCCCUUCAGCCUGGGCUUCGAGUUCAGGCCGGGACACGAGUACUACUACAUCUCGUCUCCACAUCCCAACCUGGCGGGGAAACCCUGUCUGAAGCUCAAAAUCUACGUCAAACCAACCAAUGACUCUGUGUACGAGUCUCCGGAGCCCUUCCUGACGGACGACACCACCGGUGGCUGCGGCCUCGCUGGGCCCUGCCAUUCGCUGCUGGCCGCCAUGUUGCUCGCCAUCCUCCUCAUCAUCGCCUCCUCUUAGCCCCGCCCCCCGCUGCCGGCCGUCACGAUGCUCGCCAUCCUCCGAAAAACCCAGAGACAAGAAAACAAACCCGGCGCCCCCCUGGCUGCUCAGCCAAUCAGAGGAGGAGCCUGGAGUUUAAAUUCUGCAGAAAAUUCUUUAAAGUUCUGUGUCUCCCCGCUGCAGGCCGCCAUCCUCCACACCUCCUCACAGCCGCCUCUUUCCUCUUCCUUCAUUUGGACGGAUCUCCGUCUUCCCAUCGCUCUGCGGAUAAAACCCGACAUAGGAAACAAAACCCGCCC
Messenger RNA from Perca fluviatilis (European perch), 1456 nucleotides. Its product is annotated as ephrin-A2-like. Gene Ontology annotation, biological process: osteoclast differentiation; ephrin receptor signaling pathway; axon guidance. The transcript is spliced from 4 exons. The coding region runs from base 471 to 1175 and encodes 234 amino acids. The record is from RefSeq and is a predicted model, not a curated record. Lineage: Eukaryota; Metazoa; Chordata; Actinopteri; Perciformes; Percidae. Gene Ontology annotation, cellular component: plasma membrane. Gene Ontology annotation, molecular function: ephrin receptor binding.